AUGCACGCUCAUCUUCUUGCUGGCAUUUGCCUGGCUGCUGGAGCUCUCGCUGCUCCGUAUAGCGACGGCGCGCAGAACCUUGAAUAUAUCUCAAGCAAUGCAUCAUUACCUAAGGUUGUUGUCUUUGGACCGCUCUCAGCCACCUUAAUGUCAGCAUCCAACUGGAGUCGCCUCGACAACAUCAACUAUGGCCGCGGUGUAGGCCCAACCUUUCCGGAGCUUGUUGCAAAUGUAUCAGAGGUGCUUCAGGUUGCUCAGCUAUCUUAUAUCAGCAUCCCUUCCCCCAGCGGCAGCUCAAACAUAAACUCAUCCACUUUCCUGAACGUAUCGCAGAUCGCAAACAGGCUAGUCUGUUCGCCAGGCUCUGAUAUCGCUGCCGCCGUCAUGAUCCACGGCACGAACACACUUGCGGAGACGGCACUCGGCGUUGACCUGACCUUUCAGUGCAACAAGCCCUUUAUCGUUACUGCUGCCAUGCGUCCCGACACCUACGCUUCUCCGGAUGGCCGUGCAAACUUUUAUCAGGCAGUUGCCGCUGCGGUGUCGCCUGAUACUAUCGGCCGCGGUGGACUAAUCUCCUUAAACGAUCGUCUAACCAGUAUAUACUACUCAACUAAACUGGAUGCCAACACGCCUGACACUUUCAAGUCGCUUGAGCAGGGUAAUGUGGGCGUCUUCCUGGCCGGUCAGCCGUAUUACUACUUUGACCCCGCGCUGCCUACUGGCCGGCCCUACUUCGACAUCAGCAACACAACGGGCCUGCCGAGUGUGAUCACUCUCUAUGGACACCAGGGUUUUGAUGCAUCUCUCAUGUACGCUGCAGUCGCAAAUGGUGCAAAGGGCCUGGUCAUUCUCGGCGCUGGAGCAGCCACGCUCAGCUCUACAGCAACAGCAGCCGCCGCCGAGCUGUAUGCGCGUGGAAUUCCCGUUGUCGCAGCGCCACGAACCUUAACUGGUGCUGGCGUCCCAGGAAUUAGCCCAGGUCCGAUAAUCAAAUCCGGUUACGUCGGAGGUGACCAGGCUCGCGUCAUACUGCAGUUAGCCAUCAAUGCCGGCUACAGUCUCGACCAGAUCCGCGACCUCUUCGAGGGCCCUCUACGAAAGGCUGUCUAUGGUCCCUGGGCUAACCAGCUUUUCUACCGUCUUGUACCAAACCCAGAAGGUGUCUUCUAA
Molecule: messenger RNA, 1173 nt
Organism: Exophiala spinifera
Lineage: Eukaryota; Fungi; Ascomycota; Eurotiomycetes; Chaetothyriales; Herpotrichiellaceae
Exons: 5
Coding region: 1-1173 (390 amino acids)
Source: RefSeq, a predicted model, not a curated record